Molecule: messenger RNA, 930 nt
Organism: Nilaparvata lugens (brown planthopper)
Lineage: Eukaryota; Metazoa; Arthropoda; Insecta; Hemiptera; Delphacidae
Exons: 3
Coding region: 482-871 (129 amino acids)
Source: RefSeq, a predicted model, not a curated record
AAAAGAAUUAUCUAUAGGCUUACUGGUAAUCUCUAAUAUUUCGAAUUCAAUAUCUUCCAACAAAUUUCAUAAAAUAAGACCUCAUAUUUAUUUUCCUUCAAAUUGUUCUAUUUAUAGUUGUUCAAUCAACUUAUUGAUUGUGGAGCUGGAAUUUGAAGUUUGGCUUGCUUUCAUUCUAGUGAGCAAGACAAUGUUGGUUUAUGUCUUCUAUGCAUGGUAUCUACAUACGCAAAAUGUCAUUGUUUAUAACAGCACAGUAAGAAGACCGGAAUUAAAUUGGUAUAGAGUUUGGAUGCACGGCGCCUGGAUCUUCUUGUUUUGUUUACUUAGCGAAUUCCUUUUAGUCUGGCAGUACUUGGUUGGCGGGGUGGGGAUGUGCCAUAUCGUCAGAACAAAUGCUCAUAGCUCACCAGCUCAGUCAGUCUCAGUAGUUUCAGUACUCAACUGCUACUGAGUACAGUUCACAUUACGAGGACCUACCAUGUUUGAGUGCAAAAAGUGCGGACAGUUUUUUGUUGGCAGGAGCCAAUUGCUUGUGCACUCAGUAAGAGAUUGUUCAGAUUUGGCAACGGCAACUCCAGACAUUGAUGAGGAAGCUGAAACAACAGCUGAUGACGAGGAUGCAGAUCCCAAUUGGUCACCUACACCACUUAGAGAUACCACAAUUUCAUGUUUGACACAUGAUGACAUCGAGUCAUCUCCAAUAACUCAAGAGCAGAUUGAAGAAGCAGCAAUUGUGGAAGCAAUCAUCUGUGCUGAAGAUGUGAGUCAAAUUUUUGUAAGAAAUUAUUUUUGUUUGUUCAGUUUGCUGCUUGUAUCUGUGUUUGGAAAAAAUCAAGGACUUUCUAUGUCUUAUUUAUCAUCUUACUAGGACAUCCCUGGUCGUACAAAACUGUGACUAUUGAACUACGUAACACAGUUUUCAAUCCU